Funneliformis mosseae is the source of this 1377-nucleotide messenger RNA. The record is from the annotation of a GenBank genome assembly. NCBI's taxonomy places the organism in Eukaryota, Fungi, Glomeromycota, Glomeromycetes, Glomerales, Glomeraceae.
AUGCCACCUUCAACUCACACUUAUAUGUCUAAGCAGACGUUAAACCAAACUGAAGGUCAAUCAAAAGAAAAGGUUUCCUUUAGAGUUGGCGAUAUAAUCAGCCUAGAUCUUGAAAAAUAUGAACGUAAAAUAAAAAGUAUAAAAAUUAGGGCACGGUCAGAAUUGGACAUUUUUGAAUGGUCAAAGCGUGGUUACUCUAAAAAUAAUUAUUGGAUACCACCAUCCGCAGACAAUGUUGUUCGAAUUGAGGAAUCAAACGUUUCUCGAGAAGAAUUUAUUGAGAAAUUUGAAGUACCUGGUUUACCAGUUGUUAUUAAUGGAUGUACAAGAGGCUGGCCAGCAGAGGUUAAGUGGAAUAGGGAGACACUUCUUAAAAAAUUUGAGGAUUACAGAUUUAAAGUUGGUGAAGAUGAUAAUGGAGAUCCUGUUCGAAUGGCAUUUAAAUAUUACUUGUAUUAUUUAGAAAAUGAAGCUAUCAAGGAUGAUAGUCCCUUAUAUAUAUUUGAUUCAUCAUUUGGCAAGCUAAAAAGGUCAGUGCAACAAGCUGAAAAAACUAUUUUGAAAGUCUCUCCAUUUGACUUUUCGUCGGAAGUUUCUACUGACAACCAAAACAAAUCCGAGGAGCCAAAGGAAAAGCAGCCAAGAUUCCAUCGUCCAUGCUUAUUAAAGGAUUAUAAAGUUCCUAAAUAUUUUGACGAUGAUCUUUUUCGUUUAACGGGUGAAAAGCGUAGGCCACCAUAUCGUUGGUUCGUCCUUGGCGGUGAAAGAAGUGGUACUGGAAUACAUUUUGAUCCAUUAGGCACUUCUGCUUGGAAUACUUUAUUAGUUGGACAUAAAAGAUGGUGCCUCUUUCCACCUUCAACUCCUCGUAAAAUAAUUGAUCCAAAAUUGAAAGGUUUGGAUCAUGAGGCAGUAUCAUGGUUUACUCAUGUCUAUCCUAUAUUAGUUAAAGUUGAUAAGGAUCAAAGCAGAAGCUUUGCUGAGGAGUUUGAAAUGGUUCAAGUGUUGCAAAAACCUGGCGAAACUGUGUAUGUCCCAGGAGGAUGGCAUCACGUCGUUAUGAAUCUGGAUUUUACUAUAGCUGUCACUCAGAAUUUUUGUUCGCCAACUUCAAUUGAGCAUGUUUGGUUGCGUACAAGGAAUUCGCGUCCGAAACUUGCACAAAAACUUUUAAAUAAAUUUACAAAUUUGUCGAAUAUUGGAGACAGUAGUUCGUUUGUUGAUGAUUAUGAAUUGGAGGUAAGUGAAACUCAAAGUGAAACAGAUGAUAGUGAUGGAGAAUGUCUUUGUUAUACUUGUAGAGAAAAUGGAAAAAGAUAUAAUGAUAGAAAAAUUAAUGAAGAGAUCAGAAAAAAGAAAAGAAAAAAAGAAGAGUAA